AUGAAGAGCAACACGAACACGAAGCUGAUCCUCCUCCACCCUUCAUCCCUCCACCCUUCUAACCACCACCGCCUAUUAUUCCUCCUCUUCCUCACUUUCUUCACUCUCCUCUUCACCUUCACCCUCUUCACCACCGUCAACGUCCCCUCUUCCUCCACCACCACCCCCUCCAUCUCCACCUUCUCCCCGCUCCCUCCCUCCAUCUCCAAAGCCCUCCUCCACUAUGCCACCACCUCCAACACCACCAUCGCCACCACCAAACCCAUGUCCCCCUCCGAAACCAACGCCAUCGCCUCCACCCUCCUCCGCACCCCACACCCCCCCAACUUCCUCAUCUUCGGCCUUACCCACGAGUCCCUCCUCUGGGCCGCCCUCAACCACCGCGGCGGCCGCACCGUCUUCGUCGACGAGAUAGAAUACAUCAUCUCCAAGUUCGAGCAGAACAACCCCGGAAUCGAAGCCUACGACGUUCAGCUCACAACCAAAGUUACCGAACACAUGAACCUUCUCUCACACGCGAAGAAACACAGUAAAAAAGAUUGCAGACCCGUUCAGAAUCUCUUGUUCUCGGAGUGCAAGCUCGCCAUUAACGACCUUCCCAACCAUAUCUACGAGGUUCCAUGGGACGUUAUACUCGUCGACGGUCCACGAGGCUAUUUUCCGGGGGCUCCGGGGAGGAUGGCGCCGAUCUUCACAGCGGCGGUUCUCGCGCGGAGCAAGAAACCGCCGGGGAAGAAAACACACGUGUUCGUUCACGAUCUAGGAAGAGCAGUGGAAGCGGUUUUCAGUAAAGAAUUUCUCUGUGGGGAGAAUAUGGUGGAGAGGGUGGAUUCGUUGGGGCAUUUUGUUUUGGAAAGUGAGAUUGAAAACAGGGAAAGUUUCGGUUUUUGCAGGAAUUCUAGUUACCCUUUAUCUUCUUCAUCUUCAUCUUCGUCUUCCUCGUCGUUGCCGUCAUGACCAUUGAUGAAUCACAGAGGUGUGAUUUUUAGAUAAUAUCUGUAAAAUAAUGUUUUUUUUCCUUUUUAAUAUUUUAAUAGGAAAAAAAGUGUAAUUUAAGUUAGCGUUACACAAUAGUGGCAUGCUUUCAACGGUUUUUCUCCCCCCAAAAAAGGGGUGGGAACGGGAAAAUGGAGCUUUAGAAAAUCAAAAUUAUUAAUUAUGUUUUGGUGCUGUA
Molecule: messenger RNA, 1174 nt
Organism: Arachis duranensis
Lineage: Eukaryota; Viridiplantae; Streptophyta; Magnoliopsida; Fabales; Fabaceae
Product: protein IRX15-LIKE
Exons: 1
Coding region: 1-957 (318 amino acids)
Biological process (GO): xylan biosynthetic process
Source: RefSeq, a predicted model, not a curated record